AAGUAGGCGGCUCGCUUCCGCUCCUCCGCCUCAACCCGCCAGUGCAAUGGACGAACAUUAACAUCAAGCUAGCUCUUUGUUUACCGCAGCUAGCUUCAAAUUAUCGCUACUGCGUUUUUUUUUUUUGGUUUUUUAAGAAAACUAAAUCAUUUCACGAAGAAACCUCUCACCCCCCCCCCCAGAGCAACACAGAAGAAUCGAACAUGUUAGUCAACACGCAGCGGAAGUCCCUUCACUUGUCCGCCGGAGUCAUGAGCUGUUUUAUCCUGCCUCAAAAUGGAGUCGCUGAAAGCGCCAACGUCUACGGGUCGUCGGGAAAUUCCUCCCCGCAGUUAGACUCGCGCAGCGCGGGCGUCGGCGACGUCGCGAAGCGGCCGAAAAACCUGCAGGUCACCGCCAUCCCCGGCGGAUACGCGGCGAAGAUCUGCCGGGAGAACGGCGACGUGGACGGCGGCUCUCUGCCGUGCACUCCCGAGCCCGAGUCGCACGACGACGUGGACAGCUGCUCGGCCGCGGACGAGUUGCUGGAAAGUAUCACCCGGGAGCUCAUCAGUACGUUCUUCACGGACUUUGUCGGCCACACGGAGCCGCGGUUUUACGACAGCAAAGCGCUAUCGACGAUGAAGAGAGUCGUGGACGGAGUUCUUGAGAAGCACAGAUACGCUUACAAUGGUAUGAUCAACAAACUGUCACUGGACGACAGGGCGGGUGAUAUGGGGUUUGUCAGUGCUGUGGCCAAGAGCCUCUUCAAAGAUGGCACCACCAACUGGGGCCGGAUCGCCAGCCUGGUGGCCUUCGGGGCUGUGGUGUGUCAGCACCUGAAGGAGAAGGGCCGUGAGAACAAUGUGGAGCUGGUCGGUCAGGAAAUCUCCACGUACCUGCUGUCCCACCAGAGAGACUGGCUGGUGAAAAACAACUCUUGGGACGGCUUUGUAGAGUUCUUCAGAGUAUCAGACCCUGAGAAGACGGUGAGGAACACGCUGCUGGGCCUCGCUGGGUUUGCUGGUAUCGGGGCGACACUGGCCCUGUUGAUCAGGUGAAUUUGGACACUUGGAAUUUGAAUCUGUUUUUCCACAAAUGCUGGACGCUUCCUCUCUAAAGAACCUUUCGCCCCCUUGGCAUUGGACUAAAGAAGAUGGACAUUUCAGCUUGACUUGUACUCAAGUGAUAGAGACAAUCACACACUGGUUGUUACUUUUAUCUUGUUUUUUCUCCUUGGGCUCCCUUCCCCCACACCCACCAAACAAGUCCACUUUUCACUGUUGGCAUAAAGGAACUUAACAUCCUGCAGACAACCCUCAAACAAUUAGGAGUUAUUUAAUUUACAAAGAAAUUUGUUUUUCUAAUACACGUGUGAUGAUUCUAUGCAAAUUACAAUGGUAAUGGGAAGUUGUUUUUUAAUGUCCUUGAUAUUCUUCUCAAAUUGUUUACAUUAUCCUAAUUAUGAAACCUUUCCUGGCAGUGAGGGUGUUAGCAGGCAGUGCCCAGGCCAAAGCAGGAAGGGACAAGCUGCAUUUUUUUCCAUGACAUGCAGCCAUGAAGCCCAUUUCCAUAGAGUCCAUUCAUAACCCCUGGAUUGUUUGUAUGGAGGCCUCAACCAUGUGAAGGGAGGAGGUGAAUUUGCAUGAGUGUAGCUCUGUUUCCUUGUCGAGAAAAUGAAACUGACCAGACGAGAGUACGCACUUGCCGGACUUGUGGCUGCACGGCAGCCUGGGAGGUUCGAGUGUCAGGAGAAUCGAACAAGGAACGUGAGGCUGAAAGACGCAGAUUGGGCUAUUCCACUGCACCGAAGCUGACAGAGAGAGGGAAAUGAGUAAUAGUACAGAUCCAGUUGUAAGCUAACAUAUCUGUAUAGAUUGAAAUAAUAAAGAAGACAAAUAUAAUUCACAUGA
This is a messenger RNA of Paralichthys olivaceus (Japanese flounder), 1892 nucleotides long. RefSeq names its product MCL1 apoptosis regulator, BCL2 family member b (gene mcl1b). Gene Ontology annotation, biological process: regulation of apoptotic process; intrinsic apoptotic signaling pathway in response to DNA damage; extrinsic apoptotic signaling pathway in absence of ligand. NCBI's taxonomy places the organism in Eukaryota, Metazoa, Chordata, Actinopteri, Pleuronectiformes, Paralichthyidae. Gene Ontology annotation, cellular component: mitochondrial outer membrane. The record is from RefSeq and is a predicted model, not a curated record. Gene Ontology annotation, molecular function: protein homodimerization activity; protein heterodimerization activity.